Molecule: messenger RNA, 867 nt
Organism: Epinephelus moara (kelp grouper)
Lineage: Eukaryota; Metazoa; Chordata; Actinopteri; Perciformes; Serranidae
Product: G-protein coupled receptor 4-like
Exons: 3
Coding region: 1-867 (288 amino acids)
Biological process (GO): positive regulation of Rho protein signal transduction; phospholipase C-activating G protein-coupled receptor signaling pathway
Cellular component (GO): membrane
Molecular function (GO): G protein-coupled receptor activity
Source: RefSeq, a predicted model, not a curated record
AUGGAAGAUCCCUGCAACAGUUCAUGGGAGGACAGCUUUGAUUACAGCAACUCCUCCUACGACUACUACGGUCAUAAUGAAGAAGCUGGAUUCAUCACAUUUGUGGUGACAUGCAUCAUCGUUGGUUUCGCCCUUCCUUUGACCCUCAUGGCCAUCUUUGCUCUUUACUCCCUGGUGCAAAAUGAUCACGUUGCUCCGAUCUACGUCAUCAACCUUCUCAUUUCCGACCUCAUUCAGCUCUGCUGCACAAUCGUUUGGUUGGAAAAACCUGAGGACUGGAAGAAGUAUAACAUUUUUUAUAUUUACUUCUUUGGUGUGAUGGCAAGUGCUUGCUUCAUGGUGUGCAUCGCCCUGGAAAGGUUUUUGGUCAUCGUCUUCCCACUGUGGUACCGCUUCAGACGAACCAUCAAGACCUCUGUGCUGGUCUGUGUCAUGGUCUGGCCCCUUCCUACAAUCUAUAUCCUCCCUUCCUAUUUUUGUGUAAAUUUUGUGGUCACAGAAGCAAUCUCUGCCACCUUUUUACUCCUACCCCUUCCACUGCUCAUAUUCUUCUUGUGUGGGACCCUCAAAGCCCUGUCUGCUUCCAUCUCAGUUCCCCCUGACGAAAAACACCGGAUUGUGGGAGUUUUGGUCCUGGUGCUGCUUCUUUACACUCUGCUGUUCCUGCCCAGCAUCAUUUGGUCCCUGACAGAGAACGGCAGAAAUAACAAUAUUGUCAGCAACGUGUCUUUUGUGUUUCUUAGAUUGAGUCCUCUCGCAGACUCAGUUAUGUAUAUUUUCAUGAGGAAAGGGACCAUAGACAAGGUUUUGGCUUCUCUUUGUUGUUGCAGAAUGGACAGCAAUGAUGUUAGCAGUCAAGCAGUAUAA